Molecule: messenger RNA, 3495 nt
Organism: Colletotrichum costaricense
Lineage: Eukaryota; Fungi; Ascomycota; Sordariomycetes; Glomerellales; Glomerellaceae
Product: histone deacetylase
Exons: 3
Coding region: 1-3495 (1164 amino acids)
Cellular component (GO): nucleus
Molecular function (GO): histone deacetylase activity
Source: RefSeq, a predicted model, not a curated record
AUGGCCUCUCCAUUCGAAAGAGCGCCAUCGCGGCGCCCAUCACUGCUGAAUACAUCCUCUCAUGAUGGAGACAAGGAGCUGGCGCAUUCGCUCAAGCAGCUCUCCCUUUCGACAUCAUCCGCCAGCAACUCACCCCGGGCUUCGAGCGCUCUGUCUCCCAUGAGACCGGCCGUAAAUCGAACAUCUCCGGCACCGAGUCCACGAGCCCCGUCUCGAAGUCCCUCCUUUGCGAGAGAGCUCUCCCGCUCCCGAUCUUCGACGCCGACGCUGCAGCGAUCUUCAACGCCAACACUUCAGCGCAAGACCUCCACCAGUUCCUUGCACUCUGUGAGUGGCUCUUCGAGCCGAACCCCUAGCCGAGCGCCUUCGAGGCGAACUAGCAUGGUGCAUGCCUCUUCUCCUGUCGCCAAAUCCCCUUUGCGCCCGAGCCCCCCUGAGUAUAUCAAGCCUGCGCCCACAGCGAAUACGGUCGCCCGCGAUUACUUCAAGGCCGAAUUGGAGGUUCACCACUCGCCAACUUCGACUCGAGCAACGGAAACCCUCGUCAUUCUCCACGAUGCCUGCUACGGCCACCGUUUCUCUCGACCCAAGACGUCCAAGGGCGCUCUCAGCACUAUCGUUGAGCGGCCUGAGAGAAUCAAGGCCGGCGUGUUGGGGGUUGCCAUGGCCUACGUGCGGCUCGGGGAACGGCACUGCGAUGGCGCAUAUGCGCUCCAUCCAAGUCUGGAUCCCUCUACCAUCCCGACGAUUCCGUUUCGCAUCUACAAGACCGAACGGAGACUGCCCCUGACAUCGGCAGCUGUCACCAACGUCCACGGCACCAAGUGGAUGGAGGAGCUCAAGAUGAUGUGCGAAGGAGCAGAGAUAAAGUUGGCGACUGGUGGGAAGGAGCUUCAGAGGCCAGAAUUAAACAGAGGUUCAGACGGACCGCCUGCGAAAUUCCACGAGGGUGACCUCUAUCUUUGCUCCGAAUCGCUGGAGGCUUUUGAGGGCGCGCUGGGUGCCGUUUGCGAGGCCGUAGACCGCGUUUUCACAUCAGGUCCUCGACGAGCCUUUGUCGCUGUACGCCCACCGGGACAUCAUUGCUCAGCUUCUUUCCCGUCAGGAUUUUGCUGGGUUAAUAACGUCCAUGUCGGUAUUAUGCAUGGCAUUCUGAACCAUGGCCUUACCCAUGCGGCUAUCAUCGAUUUCGAUCUUCACCACGGAGAUGGCUCCCAAGCCAUCACUUGGGCGCAUAACUCACGGGGAGUGAAUGCGGCCAAGAACACGGCAGCGUGGAAGAAGGCGUCCAUCGGCUACUUUAGUCUUCACGACAUCAACUCGUACCCCUGUGAGUGGGGUGAUGAGGAGAAGGUCAAGAAUGCUAGUCUGUGUAUUGACAAUGCCCACGGCCAAAACAUCUACAACGUCCACCUGGAAUCAUACGGUUCAGAGAAGGAGUUCUGGGAGCUAUACGAGACCAGGUACUCAGUAAUCCUGGAGAAGACGCGCAAGUAUCUGAAAAACCAAGCGGCUCGCCUUCGUGCUUUGAAUCUGCCUCCCAAGGCGGCAAUCUUCUUCUCGGCCGGAUUCGAUGCCAGUGAGUGGGAGACCAAGGGUAUGCAACGUCAUAACGUGAACGUUCCUACCGAGUUUUACGCUCGUAUUGCUCAAGAUGUUGUGAAGCUUGCCGCAGAGGAAGGAUUGGGAGUUGACGGGCGCGUAAUCAGCGUGCUCGAGGGCGGCUACAGCGACAGAGCUCUUUACUCUGGUAUUUUCAGCCAUCUGAGCGGACUCUCAGGAAAUCAGACCCCGGAAGAGCCCACUCGGGGUCGCUCUUCACUCGGCGACGAAAUGGCAGGGCAGAUCGCUGCAGCCAUCACUGGCGAGCCAUCUCUACAUCCUUACAAACCGUCAUGGUGGUCGAGCUCCGAACUCGACGAGCUAGAAGUUGCGAUGGGCAACAGACCAGCCAGUCCCAAGAUGAUACGGCACUCAACUCCGCCGACAUACUCAACUCCCACACAGGCGUCGAUUGCAACACCACCUCCCCCCGAUGUGCCAUGGACCAUAGCAGCCCAUGAGCUGAGCAGGCUACUCAUUCCGUCGGAUCGCCAAGUCGAUAGCUGCAAACCUGAAGACCUAAAUGCGGAGGCUACAAGGGCUCGGAGAGACCGGCAGUCAAUUCUGAACCCUGAUCUUGUGCCGCCGGCACCUGCUCCCGCGCCCGCUCCGAAGCCAGCAAGCAGGCCUACCUCGCGAAUGUCUCUGAGAGAGCGGAAGCCAGCGAAGCCUGGCUUAUACGUUGAUGCAGACGAAGAUGAUGACAAGCAGUCCAAGAAUCGGCGAAGAACGGUCGCGGGCCCUGCUGCGCUGUCAUCUGAGAAGGCAACGGCCCGAGGCAUACCCUCUGACACAAAUGGAGCAGCUAAGCGACCUGGUCGACGCCUUAGUGGUGUGUCUACUGUGGCUUCGAAUGCUCCUAACACAGAGUUCGAGAGCAACGGAGUUUCAGCUCAGCGUCCCGACACUUCUAUGAGUGUGCGACCAGACACUGCGAUGAGUGUCAGAACUCAGAGUGCUACGUCUUUGAAUGUUAAGAAGACAAGAGCUCCAGCAGUCAAGAAGGAAGCCCCCAAAACCACCAGAAUUGUGAAGAAGCCUGCCGCAAUGGCGAAACCCUCUCCUCCUCAGCAGGCUGGACCAUCUCAGCCGCCUCAAGGAAAGCCGAGCCCAGCUGCUGCAUCGGAGGACGAUAUGGACAAGUUGACUGCCGGUAUGAAGAAGGUCAAGAUCAACUUGAUCACGAAAACACAGAAAGAAGAGCGUGCCAAGGCAGCACAAGCAGCUCAAGCCGCUCAAGCCAAAGCUGCCACACCCCCCACAGCCGAGGAAGCAAAGACGGAUUUCCCGUUUGAAGCACAGACGGCUUACUCGCCGGUGGCACCUCCGAUCGUCACACCUCCGCAAGACGAGGCUUUCGCUACACCGCCAACGCAGCCUCCGGUUUUUGAAGCCCCGUCACCGCCCGCCGUUCCAGAAGGCCGGCCUGAAGUCUCAACUCCAGUGACGGAGCAAAUGCCUCUCGUCGCCACCCCUGAUCCUCGUUCAGUAGAGCUCCCCGCCAGCUCACCCGCCGCGAUGUCGCCAACCGUAGCAACACCCUCAUCGGAUGUUUUCAUCAACUACCAACCGGAGGGUCCUCCACCUGUGUCCGUAACGCCGUCAGAACCCCUGAAGUGGAUGCCGCCCAACACCAACACGCCCGUCAAAGCCUCGCCGUCUAAGCCAUCGCCAGUCAAGCUGUCUUCAGCCAAACCGUCCCCCAUGAAGAAGUCUCCGGUAAAGAUGAUGCGUGCCGAUCUUCCAGUCUUCACCUCCACAUCUGCGAUCCCCUUUGCGCCGCCGGGAAUGAGCGCCCCGUCUGAGGUCGAGCAAGAGCCGGCAAUUAAGGCCGAUCCGGAGGAGCCGGCAAAGUCGGUUUGGGAUAUCCCGGAAACUCCGCAGAGGCAAUAG